ACGACAGCUGCGCGCAGUCCGUCUCGCCGCGCCGCCCUCUCCGUGUUGCCGCCUGCUCCACGGGCCGCCACACCUUGGUUCGCGCCGUACAGUCAGCCGUCACACCCAGGACCUCCACUCAGCGUCACAGUGAACAUCCUCAUCAAAAGCAUGAGUGAAGUCUCUGAGGGAGAUCAGCACUACACGCUGGACUGCUACUUCCGGCAGACGUGGACCGACCGCCGGCUCACGUUCGACUUCCCGGGCCUGGACGAGUUCUCGCUGUCGUGGCUGUUCCUGGACCGCGUCUGGAAGCCGGACACGUUCUUCCUCAACGGCAAGAAGUCGCACCUGCACCGCAUCAGCGUGCCCAACAAGUUCCUCCGGCUGCGGCACGACGGCCUCCUCACCUACUCCAUGAGGCUGACAAUCCAGGCUCGAUGUCCCAUGCAUCUGCGCAAGUUCCCACUGGACUCGCAAGCUUGCCCGUUGGUCAUUGGAAGCUACGGCUACCGGUCGUCGGACGUGGUGUACCGCUGGCUGGGCGGCAGCUCCAGCGUCGUCGUGGAGGGCGUCGAGCUGGCCCAGUACGACCUGGUGCGCGUCACCACCAAGGAGAACAUCAGCGUCUUUUUCGGCGACGACGAGUACUCGGUGCUCCGGUGCGUGUUCAGCAUGAAGCGGCGCACGGGCUACUACAUGCUGCAGGUGUUCCUGCCCUGCGGACUCAUCGUGUGCUGCUCUUGGGUCGCCUUCUGGAUAGACCCGGACGACGUGCCCGGCCGCGUCGCUAUGGGUGUGAUGACGGUGCUGUCGAUGGCCAACAUGGGGUUCGGCGGCCGCUCGCAGAUGCCGCGCGUCUCGUACGCCACGGCGCUGGACUACUUCGUCAUCCUAUGCUUCUCGUUCGUCUUCGCCGUCGUCAUAGAGUACGCCGCUAUCAACUUCAUCGACAAGACGCAGCUGGACGCCACUCGCAGCCAGAAGAUGAAGAAGCCCAAGACCACUGCAGCACCUGAAGGACCUCCGACAGUGCCUGCUCUCGUUGUAGAGCUGGCAAACGAGGGAACACAGAAGGGCGAAUCCGCGGGCGAGGACAGCGGCCUGGAGACGGACGAGAUGCCCGCACGCAUGCAGCGCUCCGCCAGCCUCACACACGCGCCCCGGGACUCCUCUGUUGACGCACCAGGCGGGUCGCUAAAGGCGCCAUCUGCUGCUGGUUUGCGGAGACGCAGUGAGGCGGCGCUGCUGUCGGUGCCCGGCCUCGCGCCAGUGCGCAGGCGCAGUGUGGCGGCCAUGGCGUCUCUGCGUGGCUCCAUCAUGGACCUGCGGAGGGCCGCCAGCUCGCUGCGGCGAGAGAAGGGCGACAAGUUCUCGCGCAUCGACAUGGCCGCGCGGAAGGCCUUCCCUGUCGCCUUUACCUCCCUGCUCGGCCUCUACUGGCUGCUCUACAUGUACUACGUCACCGACGAGCUGCCCCUCAAAGCUGCCGCCAGCCUGCUCAUGGGAGUACCCGUACCUGCCAACUGAUGUCCCCACACCUGCUCAACUACAUUCAGCACAUCUCGUACUGGCGUCUACUGACAGGAGGAGUCUUCCCCGAGUUUGUGACUACAUGAUAUAUAGUUCUGCGGCGAUGAAGUCGACAAGUCCCACUCAAAAUGUUCGCCACUUAUGUGAUGACACUUGUGCAGCAACUGAGUAGAAAAACAGUGCCAGUUCCGGCAGAAAACAAACCAUAUCAUUCUGCGCUCCCUGGUAACACCAGAAGACCACUAGUUACUGGUGGGUCCACUCUGUUACCUGACUCUAGUUUUUAAUUCACUUGUGCUUACACCUGCCUGAUUUUGGGGGAAGGAGAAGGGUUGAGUCCCAGAAAUUCUGUAUUUUCUGCUACUUUUUGCAUAUUUAUACAUUCAUGUAAACAAGUGUCCUCUGAAACUUGCUGGCAGAUUAAAACUGUGUUCCAGACUGGGUCUCAAAGCUGGGACCUUGGUCGUUUGCGGGCAAGUGCUCUACCGACUGAGCUAUCCAAACAGGACUCACAAACUUGCCCCCACAGCUUUACUUCUGUCAGUAGCUCGUCUCCUACCUUCCAGACUUCACAGAAGUUCUCCUGUAUGUCUUGUGGGACUAUCUCUCCUGGAAGAAAGUCUAUUGUGGAGACGCAGCACAGCCACAGCUUGGGGGUUGUUUCCCAUAAGGUAUGUAGGAGAAUUUGUGUAAAGUUUGGAAGGAAGGCCACUGGCGGAUGCAAAGCUACGAGGGCAGGUUCAUGAAUCAUGCUUGGAUUGCUUAAUUAGUAGAGCACUUGCAAAGGUCCCAGCUUCGAGUUCCAGUCUGGCACACAGUCUUAAUUUUCCAGGAAAUUUCAAAUCAGCACACACUCUGCUACAGAGUGAAAUUUCAUUCUGGAGUGUUCUCUGCUUACGUAUCAGCGGCAGUGACAGCAGUUUUUGCCAUCUUUGGAUUUAACAGUUACCUUUGCCAACAUCAUUUUUAAUGUUAAUGACAGGCUCAAACUAAAGCGAUAAAAUGUCACUAUUCUUACAUUUUACCAUUAUUAUGUACAAAUAGCAAUUACUCUCUACAGGGUGGGCCGGCCGCGGUGGUCUAGCGGUUCUGGCGCUGCAGUCCGGAACCGCGGGACUGCUACGGUCGCAGGUUCGAAUCCUGCCUCGGGCAUGGGUGUGUGUGAUGUCCUUAGGUUAGUUAGGUUUAAGUAGUUCUAAGUUCUAGGGGACUUAUGACCUAAGAUGUUGAGUCCCAUAGUGCUCAGAGCCAUUCUCUACAGGGUGGUCAGAAAAUGUGUGAAAUGCUUGUAGGGAUGUUACAGGGCAGGUUGUGCUGAGACAGAAAUGUUAAGAAAGAAAUUCGACACGUUGCUCCGUUUCCGCGUGGCGCGCUCGCAUCCAAGCGGCCUGCCAGGGGCGGGGCGGUGUUGCCCAGCGAGUGCUUUGUCUCGUUAGCUGAAACUUGAAUUUACGAACGCGACGAUGUGAUUGGCUAACUUCAAUGCUAAAUAACUCGGAAACGGUGCAACGUAUCGAAUUUUUUUUUUUUUUUUUUGUAACAUUCAUAUCUCAGUACAACCUGCCCUGCAACAUCCCUACAAGCGUUUCAGUCAUUUUCUGACCACACUGCAUACAUAGGUUUGAAUUCUUAGAAAGAGAUGUUUUACUAAGUUUGCAAUUUGUAGUUACUAUAUGUCAGGCAUACAAGUGCCUCGCUCCUCGUACCCAAGAUAGAGGACCACACAUGUUACUUCGUUUCACUUCACACAUUUCUAUUCCUUGAAAGCCUUCUUUUUUGAAAAAGUGUUUUAGCUGCAGAAAUAUCACAACAGUGCUUCCAAUGUGUGGAUUUUAGAUUUAGAGAUGUAUUUAGAUGUAUUUCUUUUUGUCAGUAACUGGCUCUACAACUAUACUAAUAUAUGUAACAUUAUUCAGUUACCUCAAUGAUUAUACUACACAGGGGUUCUUUCUGUAAUACGAAUUCAAUAUAAAAGUUGAAUUCCUCACAUUUCUUAAAUCUACUAGAUAUGAAGGUAAAUAUGUUUUGCAUAGCUAAAAAAUAAACAGAAAUAGUGUAAUAUAUGAUUUUCUGUUUACACAAGAAUUACAUAUUUCAUCAUUAUAUAUUAAUAUAUUUUUGUGCAACAACAAAUAUAGAUAACAGAAUAUAUAUAGUAUCAUACAUGGAAUAUCGGUCUAUUUUAAUCUUUAUUUGU
This is a messenger RNA of Schistocerca nitens (vagrant locust), 3709 nucleotides long. RefSeq names its product gamma-aminobutyric acid receptor subunit alpha-4-like. Gene Ontology annotation, molecular function: extracellular ligand-gated monoatomic ion channel activity; neurotransmitter receptor activity; transmembrane signaling receptor activity. Lineage: Eukaryota; Metazoa; Arthropoda; Insecta; Orthoptera; Acrididae. The record is from RefSeq and is a predicted model, not a curated record. Gene Ontology annotation, biological process: monoatomic ion transmembrane transport; nervous system process; signal transduction. Gene Ontology annotation, cellular component: synapse; neuron projection; membrane. The transcript is spliced from 10 exons. Bases 151 to 1509 code for a protein of 452 amino acids.